GGGACCGGAUGUGAGGUUCAAGUGUCCCCAAUAUAUUCCCCCGGCUCCGCUCCGCUCUUCAGGUCACCCUCUCCCACGGUGCUCGCCGGCCCCGGGGGCAGGGGGAUCUGUCCGCGGGUGGGAGGGCGCCAUGGAGGCGCCGCCGCCCGCGCCCCGCAGCCUCCUUUGCCGGGCCUGGGGUCCUCUGCCCCGAGUCUUGGCUGCCGGUGCUGUGGCUGCGGAUUCCCAGGGCUUUGUGGAGGAUCGGGAGCUGCAGCCCUAUGUCUCGGAACCCGGUUCCCCGGAAUCCGGAUGGGACCGCCUCCGGCAGCUGUUUGUCAAAGAUGAACAGCAGAGAAUUCCGAAGGAUGUUGAGUAUAUCUGCAGGGCAGCUAUUUCAGCAGGCAUCAUUGGCUGGGCAUAUGGAGGGAUACCUGCUUUUAUUUAUGCUAAAAAGCGCUACAUUGAGCAGAGUCAAGCGGAGAUUUAUCAUAACCGCUUUGAUGCUGUGCAAAAUGCACACCGAGCUGCCACGAGGGGUUUCAUUCGGUAUGGCUGGCGAUGGAGCUGGAGAACUGCAGUGUUUGUGACUAUAUUCAACACAGUGAACACUGGACUAACUGUGUAUCGAAAUAAAAAUUCUUUGAGCCAUUUUGUCAUUGCUGGAGCUGUCACAGGAGGUCUUUUCAGAGUAAACUUAGGUAUGCGAGGCCUGGUGGCUGGUGGUCUAAUUGGAGCUUUGUUGGGCACGCCUAUGGGAGGCCUGCUGAUGGCACUUCAGAAGUACUGUGAUGAGACCGUUCAGGAGAGGAGACAGAAGGACCAAAAGGCUUCCCGUGAGCAGAAACUGGAAGAGUGGAAAAGAAAACUGCAAGUCACCGAGCUCCUCCCUGAGGAGAUAGAAAGUGGUCUAGAGAAGGUUCGCCCUGAGGAAGAUGUUCAGAGAAUCGAGGAGCUGAUGAACCUUCCUAGGAACCCUUCUUCACCAGAUAAACACAACCAGGACUGAGGAGGAGGGGUCUGUGUACAGUCUAGGAAUGCCAAGGCCGGGCCACUCCUUGUCACCUGUGGUAGCAGUGACUGCCCCUUGCCUUUUCUCUCUUUACAUCAAGAAUUAAGCAGUCACAGCUGGCUGCUACACACUGUAAUCCCAACUGCUUCGGAGGCUGAGAAAGGAAGAUGGCGUGAGGCCAGCUUGAGCUACGGAAUGAGACCCUGCUUCAAAAAUGUGCGCCCACAAAAACACAACAGAACCAAAAAGCAACCCAAAGAAGUGGCUUACAUUUUCUUAGCUGUACUGAUCGUUGAUCCAUCUGAGUACUUGCAUUUUCUCUAUCUUGCUAGAUUUUAUACGAGUAAAAUACUUCCCAGAAGACUAAAAUUGGGUUCUCUGGAUUGCCUGUUCACUCUCCAGUCCUUUAGGAAAAGGGCCUAGGUAAAGGAAAUGGCCUGUGAAAUCAUCUUUUGGGCCCUUCCAAUAGUGUGGGCCUCGGUGCACUUGGUUUCCGUUUAUUAAGAAUAAAAGGCGACUCGUGUGCCGUUUGAAUGUGA
Peromyscus maniculatus bairdii (prairie deer mouse) is the source of this 1530-nucleotide messenger RNA. RefSeq names its product translocase of inner mitochondrial membrane domain containing 1 (gene Timmdc1). The record is from RefSeq and is a predicted model, not a curated record. Lineage: Eukaryota; Metazoa; Chordata; Mammalia; Rodentia; Cricetidae. Gene Ontology annotation, biological process: mitochondrial respiratory chain complex I assembly. Gene Ontology annotation, cellular component: mitochondrion.